Closterium sp. NIES-65 is the source of this 3276-nucleotide messenger RNA. Lineage: Eukaryota; Viridiplantae; Streptophyta; Zygnematophyceae; Desmidiales; Closteriaceae. The record is from the annotation of a GenBank genome assembly.
AUGGGAAAAAGAACGACGGUCAUCGUUAAGAAGCGUCCGAACGAGAUGGCGAUACCGCAGCCCGCUGCCGCAUCGAAAUUUGACACUAUAAGCACCCCUCUGAAGCUGGAUAGUGGGCCGAGGCAUCGAUAUACCCGCAAGAAGGAACGGGUUUCUGAAGUCGAGAGACAAGGUGUGCGGAAGAAGCUGAAGAUCGCAUCCGUAGCUAGUAAUGAGGACGCGGAUAACGGAAAAGCUCUGGUGGUUUUCGAACCCAAGGGUCCAGAAUCAGCGGGUGCCGGAGGGGAGGAGUCGUGGGCUAAAGCUUCGGACAAUUCUCAUAAAUCGACAGCCGAAGGCUCGGAAAGGACGGCUCGAAGAACGUCGAGAGUGGAUGCGAAGGAUGUGAAGAAGGAGCCGCGGGAGGUCACGAGGCGCAAGGACAGGGAGCUGCGCAAGCUGCACUCGUUUACGUUGCUUAAAAGGAGUGAGUUUACAGCGGAGAUGGAGGAAUUGUCGGGAAGGGGAAACGACACAGCGAGGAUUACCCGCGCUUCGAGAAGGAAGGCUGUUGCCUGGAGGGGAGGUGGAGGCGCAGGUGGAGGCGCAGGUGGAGGAGGGGGAAGCGGUGAAGGGGGAGGAUUUGAGUCGACUCUAAAGUCCUCGUGGGGUCACUUGAAGUGGAAAAUGGUGCUGGCGGAGGACAUGGACGAAGCGGAGGUAGCGGAGGAAGCGGGGGUAGCGGAGGAAGCGGAGGUAGCGGAGGAAGCGGAGGUAGCGGAGGAAGCGGAGGUAGCGGAGGACAUGGAGGAAGCGGAGGAAGCGGAGGAAGUGAAGGAGGAGGGGGCCGUGAAAGGGGAGGGGGGGGUUUGGGGUCAGAUGGAGUCGAAAGUGGUGUGGGGAAAUGCGGCAGAGGACGCGGAGGAUGUGGAGGAAGUGGGGGAAGCGGAGGAAUUGGGGGAAGCGGAGGAUGUGGGGGAAGUUGAGGAAGCGGAGGAAGUGGGGGAAGUUGAGGAAGAGGAGGAAGUGGGGGAAGUGGGGGAAGCGGAGGAAGCGGAGGAAGUGAAAGAAACGGAGGAGGUGGAGGAGGUGAAGGAGGUGGGGGAUGUGCAGCGGGCAGGUGGUCAAGGCGGUCUCUAUGUGGCCGAAGAGGCGGUAGAGUUGGUAAAAGUGGAGGAGGCGGAGGAAGUGGAGGAGGUGAAGGAGAUGGGGGAUGUGCAGCGGGCAGGUUUCACAAUGGGUUACCAUGAGGCACCACAAAACGCGGCGGUGCUAGAAGCGGCGGAGGUAGAGGAAAUGAGGGAGGUAGAUGAAGUGAGGGAGGUAGAGGAAAUGAGGGAGGUAGAGGAGGUGAAAGAGGCAAAGGAAGUGGCGGAGGUGGCGGAGGUGGCGGAGGUGAGGGAGGUGGCGGAGGUAAAGGAGGUGGGGGAGGUAAAGGAAGUGGGGGAGGUAAAGGAGGUGGGGGAGGUAAAGGAGGUGGGGGAAGUAGGGGAGGUGGAAGAGGCAAAGGAAGUGAAGGAGGUAGGGGAAGUGGGGGAGGCGGAGCGGGCAGUUGGCGAAGGCGGUCUCUAUGCGGCGGAAGAGGUGGUAGAGUCGGCGAAGGCGGAGGAGGCGGAGAAAUUGGCGGAAGGAGUUGGCGAGGGGUCAGGCGCUGCAGGGAAGGUGGAGCGGCAGCAAAUGUCGGUAGUGAGGAAGGGAGCGGGGGAAAGGGGGCGGGGACGGGGAGGGGGGCGGGGACCGGGACGGGGCAAGAGCCCGAGCCUGCAGGGGGAGGCAGCUUGGGCGGGGAAGGUAGGGGGGGCGGAGGAACUGGGGGAGAUGGGGAGGGUGAAGGAGGAGCGGGAGGGAGGAAAGUUAGCGGAGGGGGAGGGGGGAAAGACGAAGGGGAUGGAUUGGGGAAAGAAAACUGUGGCGGAGGAAAUGGAAAAUACAGGAGAGGCAGGAGCGCUAAAGUGCGAGGUUGUGGAUUUGACUGAAGAGGAGGAGGGGAGCGAGGAGAGGGAGGGGGGCGAGGAAAGGGUUGGGGGUGAGGAAAGGGUUGGGGGAGAGGAGAGGGUUGGGGGCGGGGAGGAAGGGAGCAAGGAGAAAAAAGCGUGCGGGGAUGAAGAGAUAGUGGUGGGGGUGGGGUUGUAUACAGAGGUGGAAGAGAAAGAGGGUAUGGAGGUGAAAGGGGGGAACACCAGUGCCGUGGGUGUGGAGGAGUUGGAAGUGGUUGGGGGGCAGGUGAAGGAGGAGCAGCGGAAAAAGGCAGCACAGGGGAAACAGUGUGAGAAGGGAGGGAAGGUUAAGCAGUGUGAGCGAGGAGGGCAGGGCAGGGUUACCAGGUUACUGCGUAACAGCACGGUGCUGAAGAGAGUGGAAGCGGAGCAAGGCGGUGGGCGGCACAAUGGGUGGCACAGUGGGCGGCACAGUGGGCGGCAGCAGCAGAAGGAGAUGGAAGGGGGAGGAGAGCAGGAAGUGGUGGGAGAAGGGGAGGGGGAAGGAGGGGCUGAGGAAGAAGCGGAGUGGUGCAUGGGGAAGAAUGCCGCAGAGGCAGAGAAUAAACCAAUGAGGAAGGAUAAGCCUUCUGGUUCCGCUGGUUCUGCUAGCAAAGUUGGCGACACGCAUGAGGAGAAGGGACAGGAAUCUGCUGCGGAAGAGUCUGGGGCGGCUGGAACUGGGGAGGAGGCUGCAGGAGGGAGUGGGAGGAAGAAUGCGCGGAAGGGUGGGGGUAUUGGGGGGAGGACGAGGGGGCGUGGGGCGAAGGGAGAGGGAAAGAGUGAGGGGAGUGGGGUUAAGGUAGGGGGGAGUGGGGCAAGUAAGGGAAGCAGAAGGAGGGCAGUGGGGGGGAGUAAAGGAGGAGAGGUAGGAGGGGAAGGAGGAGGCGAGUUGGGAGGGGAAGGGGGAGGAAACAUGGGAGGGAAAGGAGUAGGAAAUGGAGCAGGAGGAGAGGAGAGUGACCAAGUGGGAAGAGAGGAGAGGGAAGGGUUGGGGGAGAGCGAAGGCAUGGGGGGAGGAGAGGAGAGCGAAAAGAGCGAGGGCAUGACAGGGGAGGCGGGAGGGAGGAGAGGGAGGAGGAGGCGGAACGCAGGAGGGAGGAGGAGGCGGAACGCGUACAUUGCAGAACUUGUGGAGGCGGAGAGGAGAGAGGGGAUGCACACGGGAGAGGACGAGUAUGAGGACUUGGAUGGGUUUAUUGUGUUUGAGAAGGACAAGUACGAGCGCGGCGAGUAUGUGUUUGCUGUUGCUGUGGCGUGGCGAGAGGCUGCUGAAGGCUGGAGGCACGCUGGAGAAGAGUUGAUCCCAGAAGAUGAAUAG